Messenger RNA from Suillus discolor, 528 nucleotides. RefSeq lists its product as uncharacterized. The transcript has 5 exons. The record is from RefSeq and is a predicted model, not a curated record. Lineage: Eukaryota; Fungi; Basidiomycota; Agaricomycetes; Boletales; Suillaceae. Bases 1 to 528 code for a protein of 175 amino acids.
AUGACCGAAGACCACAGGCAGGAACCUCUUCCGGAGGCUUCUCAAUCCAGAGAAGCAACUGUUGGCGAGAGCUCCAGCCAGCACCGUAGCGGCUGCGGUCUCCGUCAGGUCCUGCGGAAAGUUAAGAAGAAUGUGACUAAAAAAGUUUCUAAACGCUUCAAACGUUCCCGCCACCAAGUCCCCGUUGUACAGAACACGGAUCAUGAAAGUGUUUUGUCGAAUCAGAAUACUGAGCUUACAUCGCGUCUGCAUCCUUCCGAUGGCGACAAGCCCGCCACAUCUAAGAAUCUCACUAGUUGUGGGAAUCAAGGAGCAUCCAGAGAACCUGCUUCGAAGGUCCUCGACGCCCCUCCUGGCGUGGAAGAAAUUCCCGAUCCCCAAUCAGUUGAUGCUGAACUUCAGGCUGCCCGUGAGGCCACAGAAAGUAUGGCACUACUCGGGGGACGUGUCACUUCUUUUGUAUCCAAAGCCGAGGAUGGCCCAAAAUAUCUUGCUGCCGCAGACGAUAUCCCGACCACAUAUCUUUAA